UAGUUAAAUAAAGAUGCACAUAAAAACAGCAGCGACUGGCAGAAUGAACAGAGUGAUGGUGGCAACUCUUGUGGCAGCUCUGCUGCUCUCUAUGACCUUGGAUUGCGUCAGCUCAAUGCCGUCGCCGAUGUUAUAUAAGCGAAAUCCUGACGAGAAAUUCGAAGCUGAUUUGGUGGCCGUCUCCUCGACCGUUAUACCGCUGACAGUGCUCGAGGUCAGUUAUGGCCUCGGUGGGAAGCCAAGCGACGAAUACAAGGCGUCUUAUCUUCGCAAGCUGCGUAAACAGGUGCAACAACGCUCGGAGGCGGCAAGUGGGCGUGGCACUGUGCUAACCACCGGUGAAAUCACCGCUGAGGAGCUGCUGACAGCGCCAAGUGAUGCAGAUACGCUCAUUACAGCUAAAUCUAAGCAGUUGGAAUCCGCCAAAGUCAAGGCGGUUUAGUGGAACUGGAACUGCAACUGGAACCGAAACUGGAACUGGAACUAUAGCUAGACUUGUAGCAGACCGAAACAAAUUUUGUGUUGGCGUUGCGUUGGAGUUGAGACUAUGAUAUCAUAGCUACAACAACAACCACAACCACAACAGGCUGUAUUUAGCUAAUAAAAUAACACAAAAAAAAACAUGCAAGAAAAAUUACUAUCGACUCGCCGAAGAUUUGAUGCCCUUGGAAUUAUUGAACAAAUUUCUUAAUUAAAAUAAUAAUUUUUUUUAGUCAUCUUAGUUUUUUGUCAGCAGUAAAUAGUUAUUUUAU
Molecule: messenger RNA, 752 nt
Organism: Drosophila innubila
Lineage: Eukaryota; Metazoa; Arthropoda; Insecta; Diptera; Drosophilidae
Exons: 3
Coding region: 14-442 (142 amino acids)
Source: RefSeq, a predicted model, not a curated record